AAUUAGGUUAGCCUCGCACUCAAGCCCUCAUGCAUGCGCGGCCUGCCGCGCAUGUGGGCCUGUGUACGAGGCUAAAGUUCGGGAAAUUGGCAUGUCUGAGGGAGAUGUUCGUCAAGGAAAUACGAACCGAGGAGAUGAUGGAAUAUGGAAUAUUAUUGGGAGCGCUUACUUGUGGAAAGCUGUCGUAUGGUUGUGUCUUUGGGGUUUUUUCGUAGAGAUUGAGUUUGGCACGGUUUUCUUCAUCGCGUCGAUUUUGCUCGUCGUUUAUUGCACUCUCGGCAGUGAAGAGAGAAAGGCGGGAGAGAUGAGCGCCUAUUCAGUAUUCAAUGAAGGUUUCAAGGCGAUUGAUGGAACUCUAACGGCGGAACAGUUUGACAGAGAGAUCAGAUCUGGACCGGGAAGAGUGGGAACGAGCAAAAGCGACUAGUGAUAGAGAAAGCUUGUCUCUACUACUU
Corticium candelabrum is the source of this 455-nucleotide messenger RNA. RefSeq names its product SAYSvFN domain-containing protein 1-like. The coding region runs from base 92 to 427 and encodes 111 amino acids. The transcript has a single exon. The record is from RefSeq and is a predicted model, not a curated record. NCBI's taxonomy places the organism in Eukaryota, Metazoa, Porifera, Homoscleromorpha, Homosclerophorida, Plakinidae.